GCGGUGAACUCAGUGUGUUCUCAGGUCUGUAUUGGGCAGGCUGGUGGUGUGUGAGAGAGCACUGAGCAGGGAUGAGCACCAGGCAGUGAGGAAGAGAACGACAGAGUAAAAAAGGAGUGCAGCUGUGGAGAACGAGAGCUGGCAUACCUCUCUCUCCCUCCAUCUCUCUCAGUCUGUCUCCCCCACUCCCAUGCUGUUGUGAUAGACAGCACAGCACUCUCGGCUCGGCUGCAUGGAGGCACAGGGAGGGGCAGGGAGCCCAGAGCCCAAUAAAGACAUCCAGAAGUUGCUGAAGCCCUCCAGCUCAGGGGACCUUUCCAAGGAGUUGUACCAUCACCCAGUGGGGGAAGAGGAGGGAGGGCUCCCAGGACACACCGCUGGCCUGCUGCACGUCACCGAGAGGAGACGUGAGUACCGGGAGCCUCUGAGCAGUGUGUCCUCCCUGGAGGUGCACUUUGACCUCCUGGACCUGACAGAGCUAACUGACAUGUCUGACCAGGAGCUGGCUGAGGUGUUCGCUGACUCUGAUGAGGAGAACCACAACGAGUCCCCAGCAGGCCACCACCAGCCACCCAUGGCCAGAGGAGGCUACAUGCGCUCCCCCUCGUGGACCCGUUGCAGCAAGGCUGAGCCCCCCAGGGAGAGGAAGCACCACAGUGACUCCGACACCACCGCAGAGCCCUUAAUGAAGCUGGAAAGGCCUAAGCAGCCCUGAGAGCCCACGGGUCUGGCCCGGAAAGAGAGAGGCCCAGAGCGGACACACCGAGAGCGGGCACAGAGACCACACCAACUGCCCCAACCCCUGGUCUGGGCACUGAGACAACCAUGGUGCUGAAGACACUACAGACAGACUGAGCUCUCGAUGCUGUGCACUGUAUUAUAAACUUAACAUGAAACAACGGCUGUGAGUGAAAUACACACAGACACAGAUGCAAACACACAAAAUGACACACGGAUAUCUUCAAAACCACACACACGUACACACAUGCUAUUUAUUGUGUUUUCCAUGCAAGGGGUUCCACUGGCACAAACACUGGAGGUCCAGUGUGAUUUUUGAGGCUUUGUUUGGGGUGAACAUCAGGGUAUAAGGCUGUCCCUGUGUGGGGAGAAUGCUUGGCUAAAAGCCUCCCUAUCCCUGCAGCAUCUUAGGGGUGGGGGAGUGGGCUUGGAGGGGUGGGACGGACCCUGAAAUCUGUGACAACCUCGGCUACAAAAUAUCAUGUGGCGAAGUUAACAAGAAUACCCACUCCAGUCAAAUAAAUGACUGGAAUAUGGAUGACAUUAUGCGAUAGUACAGCAGGCUAUCUGGAAGUCUUCUUUGUAAUUAGAAUAAGAGUCCAACCUGAAUCUAUUGCACAAUGUUCUUCCUUAAAGUACCAGGGCCAUCUGCUCUCUGAAUGACUUUCUGUAGGUUGUACCUAACAGGAGGCAAUGAGCAGUGUUUCAGUGGGGCCACUCUCCAUCGCUCUCUUUUAUUUCCAUCCUCUCCCUCUCUCUCUUCUUCUACCUCUCUCUACCUGAGAGGAAACCGGUGUGGCCACAGUAAACUAAAUGUAUUUGCAGAUAUAUGAGAAACGACAGCAGCCCUUCUCACCAACAUUACAUUCAACACUGUGGAUCUUGUCCUUUGCCAAACCAAGUGAUGUGGGGAUGAGUGGUGAAAAAAAUAAACAAUUUCAUGCA
This is a messenger RNA of Oncorhynchus keta (chum salmon), 1683 nucleotides long. Its product is annotated as dysbindin domain-containing protein 1-like. Gene Ontology annotation, biological process: negative regulation of protein kinase activity. Gene Ontology annotation, cellular component: cytoplasm. The record is from RefSeq and is a predicted model, not a curated record. The coding region runs from base 233 to 715 and encodes 160 amino acids. The transcript is spliced from 4 exons. Lineage: Eukaryota; Metazoa; Chordata; Actinopteri; Salmoniformes; Salmonidae.